Molecule: messenger RNA, 3241 nt
Organism: Pocillopora meandrina
Lineage: Eukaryota; Metazoa; Cnidaria; Anthozoa; Scleractinia; Pocilloporidae
Source: the annotation of a GenBank genome assembly
CUUGUGGCAAUAAGACACCAUCGUAACUUUGGUCUGGUGUAGAGUUAUUGGUGACCUGUGAAGGCACUGAAGUCAUUUCUUCCUUUUGAGGUAAGCCCACCAUAGUAAAUAGGAGGGAUUUAAGUGAAGAAAAUUAUAUAUUUAUACCUGUUCUUAUUAUUUAUUUUUCUUUUCAAGUAUGUGAGCCUGUUGCAUAAUUUGAAAGCCUCUGCGCGCGCGACACUACGUACCAAAGGCUUUUUGAAAGCAUAUUUUAUUUUAGGCGGUAGGCGGUCUAGAUUGUGUCCUAUGAACAGAUAUUAGUGCUAUGCUGGUGCAAAUGUCUGUGAUGGCUUUGUAGAGUUCGCAGUGCUUUGUAUAUAUGUAUAUAUCUAAACUAUUUGGUGUUAUAUACAACUUUUGCAGCGGCUUCAAAAAGGUGAUGAUAAAUCCACUAAUCUACGUCGCUUUCCACCGCAGACGUGUCUCGGCAUAUUUGCUAUGGCGAAUUAAGGGCUACUUUCUUCUUUAAAUCAACAGCUCAUCACUGCUUUUUCCAAUCUGUAGACCCCUUUGAUGCUUUGUGUCAUUGCAUAACACUUUGCCUCGCCAUUACUGGAAAAAAAAAAAUGACCCCUCCCCCAUUCCCACCCAUCACUAAACCUUCACAAAAAAUUGGAAUAGACAGCAGGGUGAAAAUUCCUUCUUUCCAAUCCUGACUGCUGACCAAUAUCAGGGUGUAACCUCUGUCUUGAAUUCUGUGACAAAAUGCACAUUAUUGAUUAAGUAUUUUUGCAUUUUUCUCCUGCCUCUUACCUUCAUCAAGUUUCCAUUAGUGGUCUUUUCCCCUUUUCAUUUCUCUUACUCCUCUACACACCCUCUAUUUUCUAAUGUUCCUACAGAGUAUAUCCUCUUCUCUUCCAGUGAAUAUAUGCUCUGAUUGUAACAGUGGUCUGGUGUCAGUCAAAAUGACUGACAUCUCAACAACUUGAACUGGAAUUAUCAGCAAGGUUAACUGUGAGGACCAAUAUUUUGCCAGCCACUAGUUAUUGAUCAUACAGACAGAUUGUCUUAGUGAGUGAUGUCUUUAGGGACUUUUGUCCUCUGAUGUGACUGAUCUUUCAACAAAUAAAUAGAGGGGGUAAGUUUCAAAAGAAACUUUGGUACUGCAUUGGUGGGAGAGUAUAACAAGGUACCAUUUAUUUGGUAUUUAUCAACUGAGGUGAUAAAGAGUUUCAAAGCUGAAGUUUCGAGCAUCAGCCCUUCGUCAGAGAAAAGGGCUACCACUAAAAAUCUUGGCUUUGAAACUGACAAAGCUGACAUUUGGAGCUAGCAAAUGGCUAACCCUUGAAACUUCAGAUUUGAAACUCUUAAUGUUGGCCAAUUUAGGUUAUCAACUGUGUUGAUAAUACCAAAUUGUCUUGAUCUUUCAACACCCUGAUUGGAAGACAUGGCUAAACUCAAGAAUUAACACACUGAAUUCCUUGUUUCUUUUUUUCAGCUUUGUAUUUUGUGUGGACUCUAUUAAGUUGUGGACAACAUUGAGUGAAUGUUAGGAAUCCUUGUGAGAAGCCUUGGAAGACAACUUAUUAUGCUGAAGCAUGAAAAAGGGAAAGGAAUUUUUUAUUCAAUAGCAAAAACUGCGAUAACAGAAGCCAAACACCACCCUACCCUUGUUCCAAUUCAUGGUAUUGUUUUUGAUUUGGAUGGCACCCUUACUUUACCUGUGUUGGACUUUGCCAAACUUCGUAAGGAGCUUCAGUGCCCUAAAGGUGUUGAUAUUUUGGAAUUUUGUAAUUCAAAAAUUGGACAGGAAAAGGAAGCUGCUCUUGAAAUUGUAGUAAAAUUUGAAGAGGAAGGAAGACAAAAUACCAAGCUACAACCAGGAGUGUUUGAACUACUUAAAUUUUUGUCUGCAAGCGGAUUAAAGAGAGCACUCAUCACAAGAAAUUUACAGGCUUCUGUGGAUCAGUUUUUGGCAUUAAUGGGCCAUCCUGAUGACUAUGGAGGUCCACUAACUCAUGUAAGAACCAUUACAUCAUUCAGUGAACACUCGCAGUAGAAUAUACAGGAAGUAGUGAUGUCAAACAUCUUUUCCUGCCCACUUGUUACUUGACAGAGAGGUUAUAGUCUUUCAACUUGCAAUUUCUAGAAAGUUUGAAGCUUAGAUUGUGAUCUCACAGGUUGUUGUCUCACAAGUUGAAGGAUAUGCAUUUGCUGCUCUUUCUGACAUGAAUGCUUAACUUCAUUUGCAAGAUGCUUUGAAUAUAGAUUAAAGCUGCUUAUGAUGCAGCUUUAUCUUUUCCCUGCCUCCCACAAGUGAUUACAGGACAGUUUUAAGGAGAAUUCAGUAGUCUAACCAAAGUUAUUGAAGGACUAGUUUGGUGGGCCUCUUCAGUCAUUAUUUUUAUUGCAGAAGCAAACCACAGAAUAGACCAGUAAAACAUUUCUUUUAUUUCUUUUGCAGUCUCUCACUCGUGAGUUCACACCACCCAAACCAGAUCCUGCUCCCCUCCUUCACAUUUGCAGGGACUGGGGAGUUCAUCCUAAGAAUGUUGUCAUGGUGGGUGAUCAUCUUCAUGAUAUUCAGUGUGGUAAAAGUGCAGGAUCAGGUCAGCAAAUGUAUUUUUUGUUGCUCAAACUGCUUGAAUCAUCAGGGGUUUUAAUUAAACCAGUAACUGGCAGUGUAUGUUCCCUCAGAAUGCCUUCCACCUCCUAUUGUCAAAUGAGAUUUGUAUAGCCCCUUUUGUCAUCACAACCCCCUUCUCCACCACUGGCAGCCUCCUGUAUAAAAAACUGCUGAACCCUUGUUUGUGCAAGAAUCAUUUAUCAUUCCUUUGGCAAGGACAUUUAGCAAUUACAGAGUUUAAAACUAUUUCAAAAUCCAGCCUCAUUUUUGGUGCUGUUUAUGACAUGUUUUUAAAUUGCAGGAAUGAUUCAGAUAAGGUUUUUCCUGUGUUGUUGUAGCUGUGAGUGUUAUGUUGAGUGUUAUGACAAUUGGUUUGAAAAAAAAAAAUCUUUUAGUUUGGUACAAGCAAGUCUUAUAUACUGCUUAUGUUUAGAGUCUACUUUUGAAAUUUUCUCAUUGUGACUUUUUUUUUGUGUUUGUUUUUAAGUGACGAUAUUACUGAACGAUUCAACUAAUGGUGAUUUCAAGAAGGAUGCGGACUUCAAUGUGGACUCUCUGAGUGAGAUUAUCAGUUUGAUUACCUCUCACGAGAGAUUUUCUAUCAUCAGAGAAGAUCCUAAUACUGGAACAUAA